UGGAAACUUGUCAAAUACAUCCGUACAUGUUUGUGCCUGAAUCCGAUCCGAAAUAUGCAAGUGGGCAACAUAAACCCCCCAUGGAACAAUCUUUGUAACAACCUAGCAACAAAUGCUACGGAACGGACGGCCGUUUGUGGGCCUGCACAAUAAUCUGAUGUCACCACGAGGAGGGAUGUUCUGAUGUACACCGGCGCAGAAGGUUUGUCCUAUCAUGUUACUUAAUGUAUAAUGAAUGAUGCUCAGUUGGCGAUAGGAUACACCCAAUGAACUCAACAUGAAACCGAGAACUUCCUUCACGUUGUUGGCCUACGCUCUCAACACUAACUGGGAGCUCCGUUUGCUCUCAGAGCUUCCUCACAUUUUUGGUUGAGUGACAUUUUGACAAAACUGGUUUUGAAAUGGCACUUCGGACAAAAUCCCACACAGACCUGCAGACAGCCGGGAAGCCCUCUUUAGACGACAGCCUGUACAAGUCUUUCUCCGUGAGCAGCACUAAUGUUAACAGAGGCAGUCUGUUCGGGAGCGGGACAACGGAAGAGGUCAAAGGUCUCUCGCGGCCGUCCAGGAGGCCUGUACGAGUUGUCAGGCCGGUCAGCGCCGUCGGCUCCAACGGCUCCUUCCUGCAGAUCAACCACCUGCAAGGAGAGCUGGUCAGAACGAGGAAGGAAUGCCAGGAUCUGAGGAAAGAAAACAAGUACUUAUCAAAUGAGAUUCAUAUGGAGCGGAUCAUGAUGCGCACAGAGAACGAGCUGACCAUGAGGAAUCUCAGGAACCUGAACCAGGAGCUGCAGGCUCAAGUCAAAGAGCUGAAGCAGAGGCUGUAUACGAGCCAGCAGAGGGCGACGUUGUGCUCACGGGCUGCAGACCAAGCGGACGAGUCCAGAGGGGAGGCAGAGAAGAGCAGGGCCCUGGCUGAGGCUCGGGCCCUCGGGAGCCAGCGGGACAAGGAGGCAGCUGAGGCUGACAGGGGCCGCCUGAGUGAAGAACUACAGCAGCUUAAAAAAGAGCACACCGAUCUGCAGCUUUUACUGGCACAAAGAGAGAAGAGUUACUUUGAAACUAAGCUGAAGCUGGACCGGGUGUCUGGAGAGAAACAGGCCCUGCUGCAGGAGAACAGAAGCCUGGAGGGAGACAGAGAUGACCUCCGACACAAGCUGAGACAAAUCACAGAGGAGAAUGUCCAAAUUAAAGAGAGUGAGGUGAAUUCGAGGCGCAGAGCGAUAGCAUCAGAGGAGGAGAGCAAAAAGGCCAACCAGGCUCAGCGGGAGGCUGACGCCGAGCGACGUCUGGCUGAGAAGGAGAGACAGGAGAGAACAGCCGAGUGCCUCAGCUGGAGGGAGAAGCACCAGGUUUUAGCCGACACAUUCAGAGCUCAGGAGGACCUGAAGGCUCAGAGGCAGAACAAAGGAUGUCAGGCCAACAUCAAGAGUUACUUCCUUUGCAUGACAGAAAGUGAUCAGAGAGUGAAAAUUCUCAAAAAUCAAGACGGCAUGCCAAGAAAUUUUACGGAAGGAGACCCGGUGUACAUCUCCACCCCUGAGUCCAGCUCUGACGAGCCUGAGAGAAGUUCAUCCAGGACCAUGUUCAGGGUGUGUGCCCCACACACAGGGAGGGAUUUGGGUCCGAGUCACUUUGACGAGCUGCCCGCCUUCGGAGGAGGAGAGCGUCCAGACUCUGCAUCCCAUCGCAGAAGCAGGAAGGUUGUGGAAUACUUCUGGAUCCCGACAGACCAGGAAUAGUCAACGAUGAACAUUUACGCCAUUUACACGUUUACGAGAAGAUGGUUCAGAGAUCUUAAUGAGUUCAAACGGAUUGAAAACAUGUUUGUCAAGGAACAUUGAGACCUCCAGGCCCUGGUCCACUCUACCAACACAACGUCACAAUCAACUCUUCCUGCUUCCACAGUGAAAGGACAUCCUUUCCGCUGAAAAUUAAUUUCCUUUGCUUCUUUUACCCAUUACAUUAUUUUUAUUUAUUUUAUGUACAGGUAUGCCAUGUACAGAAAUGUAUUUGUACUUGUGGCUGAUCAACAGAAUCCACAAACUCACUUGAACAUCAAAAUCAAGGACUUCCAUGGGCUGUUUGGUGAUACCCAAGGACUCAUAAUUGACAUUUUCUGUAAGAUAAUAUUAGUCACAUUUAUAGUUGAAAGUCAUCAUGGAGGCCUAAAUUUAUUCUAUGAGAUUAUAAUGUGAAGAAGACAAUCUAAAUCCUGGUGGCUUGAGAUUGUUGAUAGAUUGUCACAGUUUCACGACUACAUCACUGAACUUUUGAAUGGACAUGGUUUUCAGUUGGCAUAAAAAAGUCAAAGGUCUGGAGAGCUGAAGGCAUACUGAUGAAUUUGAGUCCUAUAUUUAUAUUAAAAAAAAAAAGAUUAAAACUUUAAGAACUCUGAAAGCCUCUUUUCAGUUUUCAAUCAUUUUAAGGAUUUACCUGGAUUAAACCCACAAACCUUUCAUCAAUUUUAAGGCAUACGGGGCUGGUGACAGCUUAUAUCAUGACCUAAUAAUUGCUGAAUACAACCAUAAGAUAAAAAAAUCUGAAAAGAGGAAAAUAAACAACUGCUCUGAUGUAUUAUUCAUACGCUCUUCAGCACAACACCAAACCCUGAGGUGCUUCAUUAGAGCCGUUCAACGACCGACGACAGAGACUCAGACUGUGGUCAUCUCAGAUUUUUUAAUGUGUGUGACAGAGUGUGAAGCAUUUUAAUGCCAAGUAAGAAUAUGUAAAGAAAAGCUGGGUAAAUA
Thunnus maccoyii (southern bluefin tuna) is the source of this 2750-nucleotide messenger RNA. Its product is annotated as paramyosin. The transcript is spliced from 10 exons. Bases 402 to 1742 code for a protein of 446 amino acids. The record is from RefSeq and is a predicted model, not a curated record. NCBI's taxonomy places the organism in Eukaryota, Metazoa, Chordata, Actinopteri, Scombriformes, Scombridae.